AUGACUGCAAAUCUACCGCAGAAUCACCUCGCCACAUCUGAAACUACAAACUCGCCUCAACUCAUCCUGUUGUACACUCUCUCCGCAGCUUUCAUCUUUCUACCACGCCUCAACACACAUCUCAACAUCCCAGUCACUGCCUCUCUGGUUUCUCAACUCGUCAUCACUAUCGGUUUCUUCGGCACAUUGACUUACCUGGGCAUUGAAAGUCUUUACAUUUCUGCUACCAGCUUCGCUGUUUACUUUGGUACCCAGUGGCGACUGCCCGCCUCUGGGGUUGACAGGUUUUGGGUCAAGAUGGCCACCAGUGUAAUUGCAGCGAUAUGGCUUACAUCCAGACUCUUCUUCAAGAACCCAAAAUCAGGAAGCGAAGGUUGGGAAGCAGCAAAACGGAACAUCGCAGCAAAGCGAGGAGCACAAAAAGUCGCUACAGCAGAGCAAGGAGGCGUGGUGGCAGAGAGUACAGACGAUGGACCUGCAUGGAUGUGGGCAUCUUGUGCUUUCGCAUACGCGGCUGCAGUAUUCGACUCCAAAGAAUGGUUCCAGAGCGUGUUGAGAGGUGGUGCAAAGUGGGUCUUGCAAGAUGGAGAUGGACUGUUGCAGCAAGGACCAGGAGAGUUGAUGUGA
Molecule: messenger RNA, 627 nt
Organism: Aureobasidium musti
Lineage: Eukaryota; Fungi; Ascomycota; Dothideomycetes; Dothideales; Saccotheciaceae
Source: the annotation of a GenBank genome assembly